CGAGAAAGAAUUCUGUUAAUUUAACUCCAAACGCGAGAGUUCUAACCCAUGUCUCUGUAAACGUGUAAAAUGUUUUUAUAGGCUGUUGGAUGUAAAAUGUUAAAUAAAGGCUUCGGUAUUUAGAGUGACCAUAGAAAAAUAUUAAAAAGGCAUACAAAUAUUAAAACCACGUGGACCGGAAUAGCGACAUAUUUGGCCAACUUCAAAUGUCGGAAACUUCAGAAGACGAACAGGAGCAGCUGCAAACCAGCGACGAAGAGGAGGAGGAACUAAGUGGCGAGGAGGACGAGCAAGAAGAAUACGAGGGCAGUGAUGAGGAGGCGCAGAGUGGCGGCGAAGAUGCUGCAAGUGGCUCCGGGGAAGAGGAAAACGACCAUGAUCACCAAGCCGAGGAGCAAAAGCUGACUUGGAAGGAUCUCGGCCUCAACGAGACUUUGUGCAAAGCCUGCGACGAACUUAAGUGGAAGGCGCCCUCAAAGAUCCAGCGUGAGGCAAUUCGUGCCUUGCAGGGCAAAGAUGUGAUAGGUCUGGCGGAAACUGGGUCCGGCAAAACUGGUGCCUUCGCUCUGCCCAUUUUACAUGCGCUCCUCGAGAACCCGCAGCGAUAUUUUGCACUGGUACUGACGCCCACACGUGAACUGGCCUUCCAAAUCGGCGAGCAGUUCGAGGCGCUUGGCAGCAGCAUUGGCAUCAAAUGUUGUGUGGUUGUGGGCGGCAUGGACAUGGUGGCCCAGGGCCUGCAGCUGGCCAAGAAGCCCCACAUUAUCGUCGCCACUCCAGGUCGCCUUGUGGAUCACUUGGAGAACAUGAAGGGCUUCAAUCUGAAAGCCAUAAAGUACUUGGUGAUGGAUGAGGCGGAUCGUAUACUCAACAUGGACUUUGAGGUGGAACUGGACAAGAUCCUGAAGGUGUUGCCUCGCGAGCGACGCACGUUUCUGUUCAGCGCCACCAUGACCAAGAAGGUCAAGAAGCUGCAACGCGCCUCCCUCAAGGAUCCCGUUAAGGUGGAGGUUUCCAAUAAGUACCAAACUGUGGAGCAGCUGCAGCAAUCCUACCUCUUCAUUCCGGUCAAGUACAAGGACGUGUACUUGGUGCACAUACUCAACGAACUGGCGGGCAACAGCUUCAUGAUAUUCUGUAGCACGUGCAACAACACUGUAAAGACUGCGCUGAUGCUCCGUGCCCUAGGGCUGGCCGCCAUUCCCCUCCACGGACAGAUGUCGCAAAACAAGCGCCUGGCCGCCUUAAAUAAGUUCAAGGCCAAGAACCGUUCCAUACUCAUCUCCACAGAUGUGGCCUCACGAGGUCUCGACAUCCCUCAUGUGGAUGUAGUAGUGAAUUUUGAUAUACCGACGCACAGUAAAGACUACAUCCAUCGCGUGGGACGAACGGCGAGAGCGGGACGCUCUGGUAAGGCCAUCACCUUGGUCAGUCAGUACGAUAUUGAGCUGUACCAGCGCAUCGAGCACCUGCUGGGCAAGCAGCUGCCUCUGUACAAGUGCGAGGAGGACGAAGUGAUGGCCCUGCAAGAGCGUGUGGCCGAGGCUCAGCGCACGGCGAAACUGGAGCUGAAGGAUCUAGAGGAUACAAAGGGUGGCCGUGGGCACAAGCGCGGCGGGGACAACCACGACGAUUCGGAGCACUUUACGGGAGCCCGAAAGCGCAUGAAGCCCAUGGGUGGCGGAGGUGCCAAGGGCGGAGGAGGAGGCGGCGGCAAGAAAAGCUUUGGCAAAAAGAACUGGAACAAGGGUGGGAAGCCACGGAGAUAGGAAAUAAACACUAUAUUCUUAAGACUAUUUUAUUUAAAACUACUUUAAUGCCAUAAUAAAACAGAAAACAUAA
Drosophila serrata is the source of this 1842-nucleotide messenger RNA. RefSeq names its product probable ATP-dependent RNA helicase DDX47 (gene pths). Lineage: Eukaryota; Metazoa; Arthropoda; Insecta; Diptera; Drosophilidae. The record is from RefSeq and is a predicted model, not a curated record. Gene Ontology annotation, cellular component: cytosol. Gene Ontology annotation, molecular function: nucleic acid binding; RNA helicase activity; ATP binding.